Staurois parvus is the source of this 373-nucleotide messenger RNA. Lineage: Eukaryota; Metazoa; Chordata; Amphibia; Anura; Ranidae. The record is from the annotation of a GenBank genome assembly.
AUGGGGCCCCCGGGCAAUAGGAGAUCAUAGGGCCCCUGUGUCCUUGCCCAAACUCAAAAAAGCCUAUGAAAAAGAAACAACUGAUUAGGAAAAAAAAAAUAAAUAAAGCUCCAGUUGUAAUUAAAUAUUCUUCAUUCAUUUAUAAAAGUGUGAACAUUUGUGAAAUAUACAUAAUGGCCCCCAGGGGCGGACUGACAACUCAUGGGGCCCCCGGGCAAUAGGGGAUCAUAGGGCCCCUGUGUCCUUGCCCAAACUCAAAAAAAGCCUAUGGAAAAGGUACCAGGGGCAUCUCAUGGGGCCCCCUACUGACCCCGGGCCCUCGGGCAGUACCCGAGUUUCCAUAUGGUCAGUCCGCCCCUGAUGGCCCCAAUAC